Molecule: messenger RNA, 1648 nt
Organism: Talpa occidentalis (Iberian mole)
Lineage: Eukaryota; Metazoa; Chordata; Mammalia; Eulipotyphla; Talpidae
Gene: SLC25A28
Product: solute carrier family 25 member 28
Exons: 4
Coding region: 112-1206 (364 amino acids)
Biological process (GO): iron import into the mitochondrion
Cellular component (GO): mitochondrial membrane
Molecular function (GO): ferrous iron transmembrane transporter activity
Source: RefSeq, a predicted model, not a curated record
GGCUCUCUGGGCCGCGCCUGAGGCGGACGCAACGGGGCCGGGGGAGGCGGCGGCGGCGGCGGCGGCGGCGGCAGCGGCGGCGGGGGUGGGCGCCGCGGCCGGCCCGGGUGGAUGGAGUUGGAGGGGCGGGGCGCUGGCGGUGUGGCGGGCGGGCCGGCGACCGGGCCGGGGCGGAGCCCCGGGGAGUCGGCGCUGCUGGACGGGUGGCUGCAGCGGGGCGUGGGCCGGGGGGCCGGCGGCGGGGAGGCCGGGGCCUGCAGGCCCCCGAUACGGCAGGAGCCGGACUCCGGCGCGGACUACGAGGCGCUCCCGGCCGGCGCCACCGUCACCACGCACAUGGCGGCGGGGGCCGUGGCGGGGAUCCUGGAGCACUGCGUGAUGUACCCCGUCGACUGCGUCAAGACCCGGAUGCAGAGCCUGCAGCCUGACCCAGCAGCACGCUAUCGAAAUGUGUUGGAGGCCCUCUGGAGGAUUAUAAGAACCGAGGGCCUGUGGAGGCCCAUGCGGGGGCUGAACGUCACGGCAACAGGCGCUGGGCCUGCCCACGCCCUCUAUUUUGCCUGCUACGAAAAGUUAAAAAAGACAUUGAGUGAUGUAAUCCACCCUGGGGGCAAUAGCCAUAUUGCCAAUGGUGCGGCAGGGUGUGUGGCAACAUUACUUCAUGAUGCAGCCAUGAAUCCAGCAGAAGUGGUUAAGCAGAGGAUGCAGAUGUACAACUCCCCGUACCACCGCGUGAAAGACUGUGUGCGAGCAGUGUGGCAGAAUGAAGGGGCCGGGGCCUUUUACCGCAGCUACACCACUCAGCUAACCAUGAACGUUCCCUUCCAAGCCAUUCACUUCAUGACCUAUGAAUUCCUGCAGGAGCACUUUAACCCUCAGAGACGGUACAACCCCAGCUCCCAUGUCCUCUCCGGAGCCUGUGCAGGAGCCGUAGCUGCCGCUGCCACGACCCCACUGGACGUUUGCAAAACACUGCUCAACACCCAGGAAUCCCUGGCUUUGAACUCAAACAUUACAGGACAUAUCACAGGCAUGGCUAGUGCAUUCAGGACGGUGUAUCAAGUAGGUGGGGUGACCGCCUACUUCCGAGGGGUGCAGGCUAGAGUAAUUUACCAGAUCCCCUCCACAGCCAUUGCCUGGUCUGUGUAUGAGUUCUUCAAAUACCUAAUCACUAAACGGCAAGAAGAGUGGAGGGCAGGCAAGUGAAGACGCACUGAAAGAAGCCAGGGGUUCAGACAGCACUGCUGCACCUGCCCCCUCCAGCCACGUUCUGUCUCCUGGCACGUUCCAGCCUCGAGUGGAGUUGGAAGGAAGGUAGAUGGCUCUUCUCAGGCUAUUGGUGUUUGGGUAACACCAGCUCCUGCUAACCUCCGUUGCUGCCACCUUUCCUUCCAGGUCCUGAGCAAGUGCAGCAAAACACACCACAGCACCUUUGACAACCUCUCUCCAUCCUGGGCCUGGUGGCCUGCUCUAGACUGUUCUAGAGGAAUAUGCAGCCCAUUCCCCUGGUUCCUAAUAAAAAAAAAAAAAACCUUUAAGUUAAAUGGUUCCAUUGGGUUUGUCUUGCCAAACAGGAAGUGAAAUGCUGUCAACCAUUCUUUAAGAAUAAAUCAAGGGGUCCAAGUGGAAGAUUUAUUGAGUAUAUCUA